ACACAAAUCUAACUGAACUUGUAUCCUUCUGCGUCGAGCGAGUUCUCAGACUCAGCCAGCCAACCAGUCAGUGAAUCUAACCACCGACCGUGAUGACAACGACAACGAAUAUUUUGAAUCCCUAACUUAGUUUGAUUGGAAUGGGUGCACUGAAUAACAACCAAGGCAUGCCAUAACUGUAUGUGGUCCAGUCAAAAUUAUAUUAAUUGUGCCAGCACCAGUCAUGCCAGUGGCAGUGAAGUGGAAACUGCCCUCUGCUCCGCCUACGGUCGAGCUCCGCUCCCGCUACUCCCCGGCCUCCGGCACCGCCUCCUGGACGAGCCCAGCGGACCGAGCCUUGUCAAACGCCCAUUUGGCUGGGCUAUGCGCGUAGCCGUGGGAAUUCCGUCUAAAGAAGUGAUUGAUCUUUAACUUUUUUUUACAUAGUCUUUUAUGUGUGUGUUAAACUGUAUUUUAAUCUGAACAUGUUUGGAUAAACACUAGGGAUAUAAUUACAUUGACUGAUAAUUUUUUUCAUCUCAAAUUUAAUAAAAUUAAAUCUCGUAGUCGUACUCAAAUCAGCCAGGCAGCAUUGCAAAUUUGCAUUGCCAUUGGCGGGGUUUAAGUUGAACCUAGUAUUGAAUAUGUCGUGUGAAGAAAAUGAAACUCCACCUCCAAUUCCAAAAGGAUGCCAGCUUCUGAGUCACCAAGUGGCAGGACAUAUCUACGGCAAAAGUAAAACUCGGGCAGGUCUGCUGCAAGACAACAGUGGAUCGAUCCUGAAGCUUCUACAGACCAACAAUCGAGGAGAAAGAGAAAAGAGGUUUUACAAAACAAUAUUUGAUGAAGAGCAAGCUGAUCCAAUCCUGCGAGAUGCCCGGAGUCUUGUAUGCCCGUUUCGAGGAACAGUCGCCUCUGCACACGAUCCUUCAGUUGAAUUUAUCAAGCUUCGGGACAUGACGAUAGGCUACAAGCAUCCAUGCAUCAUGGAUAUCAAGAUCGGACGCAUUGGCUACGCAGAGGGAGGGGAUAGCACCAAAAUACAGAUGUCUAGGAGAAAGUACCCUGAUAUGGAGAAGCUGGGCUUUCAAGUCCUUGGAAUGAGGGUGUAUCAUCCUCGAAGCCAGAAGUACACAACCUAUGACAAGACAUAUGGAAAAACACUCAACAUUGACAAUAUGAUUGAAGGUCUCGCCAAAUUCUUCAACGUGGACGAGACGAUCCGAACGGACGUGAUGUACUCCUUCCUGGUCCGUCUGCAGCAGAUCCUAGACUGGUUCCAGGUCCAGGCCAGGUACCACUUUUACUCUAGCUCUUUGCUCUUUAUCUACGAGGGCACUAUCUCUCCAGGUGACGAUGCUGUCAAGAAACCUAUCAACCUUUCCCAACAUUCCGAUGGAGCAGUCAACGGUCAUGCGGACGAUAUCUUCUCAGUGAAACCGGACACUUAUCCCUUGAAGAGAAAGAAAUCAUCGGAUUGUAAUGAUAGCAUUGUUGAUGGAGAUGAUUGUUCUGGACUCAACAGAGGGAGCAAGAACCAGCGGGAGAAUGGGGUUAGAACCGUUGACGAUGGUUGUGAAUCAAGGACGAGUGUUCCAUUGAGUAGCUCUAAAGCUAAUGAUAGGGUAGGAGUAGAGGUGACGCAUAAUACAGUCAUUGAUAGACAUGAGAUUAAGGCAGGUGUGAACCAUGUCAGAGAAAACCUAAGACCUUCUGCUUCUUUAGGAGGAACAGUCUUUGGACCCGAGCUUACGCGUAACAAUCAUCACAACUGCCACGUUCCAACUCCAAACCAUUCCACGCACCAACUUGACAUGCCAGCACAUGCAAACCACAGGAUAGACCAGAGCAACGUGAGGGAAACCUCUCGCAAGGACUCUGACUUGCCUCAUGAUGGGGCCAACGACCACUCGCCGCAUCACGUCGAGAUUCGCAUGAUAGACUUUGCUCAUGCAAUUGAAACAACGACUCGAGAUGAGAAUUAUAUCUUUGGUUUGAAGAUGCUGAAGCAAUACAUUGAAACACUUCAUAACUGUCACAUAUGGUGAUGUUGAUGAUCUAUGUUGUUUAGGUGUCAGUGUUUACGCUCAUAUGUCCAUCCUGAAGUGCCAAGGGACGAAAGGAAUAUAUUAGGUUUAUAUGCAGUUGAAACAUUUUCUUUUUAAUAGGCCUAUAUAAAGUCAUGAAUUUUUUUUUCUAAUAGACUGGCGACAUACAUAAGAAAUGUGUUACCAAAGAUUGUAAAGUUACCACUACCUGUUUAAGAACUAAAUUUCCUUAUUCCUUAUUAAUUCUCUCACAUGAUAUUAAAUUUCAAACCUUUAAUCAAACAAAUGGAUAUACAGAGAUGUAAUUACUGAUGGGAUUUCUCAAUUUCUUGCUUGAAAUUUUCAGCAUGUAUGUAAGGUUAUGAUAUUGUUGCAUUACAGGUAUGUAUGUGCAUGGCCACAUUUAUUCUAUUUGUUUACAACACCUAAUUUCUCUGCUGGACCACUAGAAAUAUAGCGCCAUCUCUGGUGAGAAGCGAAGAAAGGUUGUAGUUGUGAAAUGCAGCAAUAUGGUAACAUCAGGGGUUGAUGAAAAUUUGGUACUCAAACGUUAAAUUACUAUGAUAUACAGUAUAUAGAUAAUAUCUAAAUUAUUUCAAUUUGGGAUCAAAUUAAUGAUAGCAAAAUUUACUUAUUUUAUGACGUAAACAUCACUCUGCUAAAAACAGCCUUGGUAAAUUGUCACGCAAAGAUCAUGCCUAUCCAAUCCCCUUGUUAUCAGAGUGGACUUUUAAUAUUAAGUUGUCUUAUUCUCACACUGUGAUUUAUGCUUUGUGUAUUUAUAUGAUGGUUAUUUUUACUAUCUUCAUGUGCUCCUGCAGGGAGAAUGUUGGUUAUAACUAAACUACAUAUAUAGUUUAUACUAUUGCCCCGCUCAUGUGCCAGCUUUCCUACCCCCCCCCCCCCCACCAAAUGUUGCAGAUUUGUUUCUUUCACUCAAGGAGGUCAAUAAAUUUAAUAGUAUUUGCUUCCUCUUGUUUGAUGCUUAUUUUUUGGAUAGGCCUGAGACAGAAUACUUUGAUAACUGUAUUACCAUGAAAUUUCACAAAGCAAAGUUAUUGACUGCAUUUUUCUCGGCAAAAAUCUGUAAAAUGUUCCAGAUUUUUAGUUGAUACUGUAUAUGCUCUCUCACUAAUUAUGUGUGCAAUUUUAAUGAAAUCAGAAACUUUCUAACAUACAGUAGACCUGCUAUUGUUAGAUAACAAGCAUAGGCUGUUUACAUGGAGAUCACUUAAUGACCCCUGUACAUGUACACCUGCACAGUACUGAGUAUUGAGCCAUAUAUGAAAGGAGGGGGGUCUUGCUUUAUUAGCAAUGCGUAUUAGUAAUAUCAGCAUGAAAUUGUAGAAUUUUGUGUUUAUUGAUAUCAAUCAUACAAAUAAAACGUGUGAAGGGAUAAAGAAAGUGUUUGAUAAACUGGUACAAAUUUGUAUCCCUGAUACAAUGGGAUAAGUACAAGUGAUUGGUUCUAGAUUUUUUUUUUUUAAAGCUUGGCAUACAUGAACAGGGUAUAUACUGGGAUUUAAUCCUUGAAACAUUUGUUUGCAUGUACUUUACAUGUGUGUGUAUGUGUGUAAAUUAAUUAUGUAGAUCUCAUAUGAAUAUGCAUUUUUGAAUGCAAAUGUCAAACUUAACUACAGCACAAAGGGAAAGUGCAUCGAAAUGCCUUGUGUCUUUUUAACUCAUGGUGAAAGAUAUAUAGUGAUUGAUAAAGUUGUUCCCACUACAGUCUUUUACAAGCUGUCGCAGCUUUUCAUGCAAACACAGUCGUGCUCAAAAGUUAGUGAGCCCCACCACAAAAUGUACUAUAUCAUGCUGGGUGCAUGUAGAUAACAACACUAUAAUGUCCUGCUAGCCCAGAGAAACAUUGAAUGUAAUAUUUUAUCACCUGACUUCACAAUUAAUAUCUAAUACAUGGUGGAACUUGAACUCUGUAAAUAUGUUCAUUUUCUGCUUGGGUUAAUUAAUUUUUGAACACCACUGUACAUGAUGUGUGCAUCCUUUUGUCCUUAACAUUGAUUUAAAAAUACUUCAUUUGAAGAGGAAGCAUAGCAGCUUUUUUGAGAUACUUAUGAUUUUCUUAUUAAUUUAUUUUUGAACAAUGAGUUGAUGUUCAGAAAUUAUUAAAAGAACAUUGACUGUAAUCAAAUUCCUGUGUUUAAAGGUAAAUGCCAGUUGUGGUAACGAUAUCAAAAUGAGUUCGUACAUAAUCCAAUGAAAUGACCACCAAAGUGUCUGUUUGUAUAAAUAAAACAUAUGUGCCAAAGAAUUCUGGAAGAAAUUGUGUAAUUGCUGAGAAAUCAGCAAAUAAGCACAGGAUUCGGGUCAAGCGUCGAGCCGACAUUCAAGGCAAUAAUAAUACAAUAUACUGUCCCACAUGCGCUUAUCUGUGUUGGUGAUCUUCAGUGUGAACAUUUUUCAGCGUAGAUUUCAAGAUUUCACAAAGUUCAGUUUAUGUAACUGUACCAGAUCUAGAUCCUCGAUGAUAUACUGACAAUUAAGCCUGAUUUACAGACUUUCUCAUGAAAUCAGUGUUUACUGCAACUACUGGCAUUUCUCUUUAAAUUGUGUCGUAAAAUUGUUAGUCACAAACCUAAUAGAAAUAGGAGAGCCUUGAGCAUCUACAUGUAACAAGUUGGAUAUUAUCUGUUUCAUACCACAGUAUUCCUCACUAUUCUUUCUCGGUGCUUGGAAUACAUCGUUCAGUUUGACAUGCGCUUAAUUUUUUGAUUCUCACUCAUGGUUUAAAAAAAGUUGUCAACCUAGUGGGCCUUUCAACGUAAUGAAUGUUGGUGGGCAAAUGCAUUGUGGGAUGCACAAAUUCACUAAUUACUUUUGGCCCAUGGUUACUUUGGAUCAUCUUAUGAUUAACUUUUGUUAUUUAUUUUGAAAUGGUGUCUUGCAGUUUCUUAAUAAUUACAUCUGACUUUAACAAUGGCUCACAUUAAAAAACAUUUCCAAUAGCGUACAGUGUAAUUAUGGAAGGAAAACGGAUACAACUCUUAAACAAAAGAUCUUUGAUUUAGAAGUUAUGCAAGUCAAAUUCAAACCAUUUUAAAACUAUACCUCUUUGAAUACAUGUUCAUGUACAUAUGUAUGUAGGAGCACCUACUAUACAUCAUUCUGGUGCUAAAGUUGUUGGUUUCUUACCCUUGUUAUAUUUGAUGUGACCAAAUAUAUAUGGGAUCAAGGAUUUUUCUCAUAACACUGUAUGAAUGAUUAAUAUUUCAUACAUUUUAAUGCUAAUAUGUACAUGUAGCAAUAGUGGGAUAUAUUACACUUUCUCCCAUAGUGAUAUGCAUUUUCUUCUGUGUUUAGUAUGCAAAGCGUCUUCAAACAAAAUUAAGCUACUCUUCCUGCGAAUUGUAGAUCCUUGUGGUUAAAUCCUGAAAAAGACAACCACAGAAAGCAUAAAAUGAUUCAACGUCAUACUUUAGUGAAGGAAAAAUGGUUGAGAAUAUUGUCUUCAGUGUUUUUUUAAUUAUAUAUAGCACAUAUAUCAUCCCUGUAAGUAUUGCAAAUGUGUAUCAGUGUAUAUCGUUGGGUCAUUGCCUUAAGCAUCAAUCAUAAUCGCUCAUUGCAUUUGAUGAUGUGGGAAUCCAAAGAGUUAAAUAUAUUCUUGCAUUGAGGAGAUGAACUCGACCCAUUAAGUGCUUUUAGAAUAGCAGCUUCAAACAGUAACUUAUCCAUAACUGGUAAAAUAAGUUAAUUGAUUACUAAUGCAUUUUAGAUAUGUAUCAGAUGAGGAUGCUUGGGAAUUCUAUAUCACACUUAUCAAUGUAACAUUGAUUUGUAAUUAUUCACCUGUAGAUAUGUAUAAAAUUAUAUAAUAAUAUAGUCAUUGUAAUUUGGGGAAACUGUAUGACAUCUUACAGUAAUCUUUUAUAUAAAGGCAAUGGAUUUAGAUGAAAUAGGUGGGAGAAUAUUUGUAAAAGAUAUAGUAUCAUUGUUAUAAUUAUUGACACUAAUGUGGUUUGAGCAGAGGCAGUAGAGAAGAAUUACAAUCAGGCGGUGACGCUUUUUAUAUACAUGAA
Molecule: messenger RNA, 6061 nt
Organism: Lytechinus pictus (painted urchin)
Lineage: Eukaryota; Metazoa; Echinodermata; Echinoidea; Temnopleuroida; Toxopneustidae
Exons: 5
Coding region: 624-2027 (467 amino acids)
Biological process (GO): inositol phosphate biosynthetic process
Cellular component (GO): cytoplasm; nucleus
Molecular function (GO): inositol-1,4,5-trisphosphate 3-kinase activity; inositol tetrakisphosphate kinase activity
Source: RefSeq, a predicted model, not a curated record